AAUUCCACUAUUUGAUUUUACGUCGUUGUUAAGCAGAAGUUUAUUAGGUUUCAUAUCAUUCAUGUCGACCUGUUAACUCUCCAUUUAAAAAAUUUCUUUAUCUCGACAAAGCCAACUCAACCUGCCGGAAUUUCGUUUUAUCUCCGGAAAUCCCUGUGAUCUGCGACAAAGAACGCCGGAUUUUAAAAUUUCCAGAGGUUCACAGCUUGUGGAGUUGUCAACUCUUAAGGUAGCCGAAUGGGAACCCUACAAAGACCUGUUGUUUGCCCUAUAGUUCGAUCAAAGCAAGUUGGAGCUUUUACACUUCCAGUGAAUGGAUCUUUCAUGAAGGCCAGGACUUUUAGAAGUGGAUUCUGGGGCUUUAAAGGGAGAUUGAGAGAUGGGGUUAAGGUGAGAAAUUUUUUCCAUCAGGGCCACACGGAGAAGUGCUGGACAGUACACUGCAGUUUCAGUUCUUCCUCAAAUGGUAAUGGUAGCAUGGCAGAGAAUUUCAACGAGAACGAUGAAGAAUACGUAAACUCCAGUGUGGUUGAAGCCGUUGAGGUAAAAAGUGGUCCAGAGGGGUUCAUGAUAAAGAUGCGAGAUGGUAAGCGCAUUAGGUGUGUUCAUAACAAUCCACAGAGUGGUCAUCUACCGGAUUAUGCUCCACAUCCUGCUAUUGUACUAAAGAUGGAGGAUGGAAGUGAUCUUUUUCUUCCAAUAAUUGUCUUGGAGAUGCCAAGCGUUAUGCUUAUGGCUGCAGUUCGCAAUGUUCAAAUUGCUAGGCCCACUGUAUAUCAAGUAGUGAAGGAAAUGAUCGAGAAGAUGGGAUAUGUGGUAAAACUUGUUCGAGUAACAAAGAGGGUACAUGAGGCAUAUUUUGCUCAGUUAUACCUUACAAAGGUUGGUGAGGGAACAAAAUGUGUCAGCUUUGAUCUCCGACCUUCUGAUGCCAUUAAUAUUGCAGUAAGAUGCCAGGUGCCCAUACAAGUCAACAAGUACUUGGUAUCCAGUGAUGGAAUGAGGAUUGUUGAACCUGCAAAGCUGGCAGCACAGACCCCUCUUUCAGAUGGCUUAUUGUUCACGGAACUUGAUAGGCCUGGCGGUCAGCCUUGUGUAGAAACCAAAGAGUUUGAUCUGGUCCGCAACAUGCUAAUUGCUGCGGUUGAAGAACGCUACAGAGAUGCAGCUCAGUGGAGGGACAAGCUUACUCAACUCCGGUCUAGUAAAAGGAACUGGAAAUGACGGGUAGAGAAUUAUACCUUGCAGGGCAAUCAUCACCAUUCAGUAUUUCGUCAGAAUCAUUUGCACUAAGACCACAUCACCCCUUCUUUUAUUGAUGGAUCCAAUGGUCCCAAGCAAAACUGUAUAUAGAAGCAAUUGUUCAAGGCAAGAAAAGACCAGCCAAAUCAGCAAUUUGUAUCUCCCGGCCUCCACAAAUGGGUAAGCUUGUGAAUAUAUGUAGAUUGGUACAUAGAAGUUUACAGCCAAUGUAAUGUUGGAACAUGAACAUGCCUUUUUUUCUUGUGCUUCUUACCUUGUCAGUCUCUUGUAGUAAUCCGUAAAUAGUCUCCCUAUCUUUUACAGGAACUAGAAAGAUUGUGAAUGUAAUAUAGAUGGAUGUAUGUCUUGUUUGUAAUUUAUAUGGAAUGAGAAUGCUGCUGCUGCCUUCUUUGGUCAUUA
Telopea speciosissima is the source of this 1662-nucleotide messenger RNA. Its product is annotated as bifunctional nuclease 2-like. The coding region runs from base 238 to 1224 and encodes 328 amino acids. Gene Ontology annotation, cellular component: nucleus; VCB complex. The record is from RefSeq and is a predicted model, not a curated record. NCBI's taxonomy places the organism in Eukaryota, Viridiplantae, Streptophyta, Magnoliopsida, Proteales, Proteaceae. Gene Ontology annotation, biological process: protein ubiquitination. Gene Ontology annotation, molecular function: nuclease activity. The transcript is spliced from 11 exons.